Molecule: messenger RNA, 7621 nt
Organism: Porites evermanni
Lineage: Eukaryota; Metazoa; Cnidaria; Anthozoa; Scleractinia; Poritidae
Source: the annotation of a GenBank genome assembly
AUGGCGGAAGCACCACGCAACACGCAGUUACCUUCAGGUUUUGACGAGGAUUUUGUGCAUGAAGUUGAAGAUGAUUACCUAUGCUUAAUUUGUCAAUUGCCGUUGAGGGAGCCUGUUCUAACAAGAUGCGGUCACAGAUUUUGCAAAGCAUGCCUCGAAGAACAUUUGAGAAGGUAGGUCUAACUGACUACGAAUUCUGACUAAAUGCUGGUUGUCAAAGUAACUUUGAUCUCAAGUCUUGCCACCUUAAAAUAGAGUGCGAACUACCGCACCUUGCGACCGUUAACAUCUCCGCAAUACGAACAUUUCGUCGACGAAACGUUAACCUUCAUUUACUGAGGCAAACGAUAGUCACCUCAGGUUAAUCGAUUUAUUCAAAGAAGGCCAUUUCUGUCUACUUUACUUUUAAAAAACAAAGGAUAAAUCUAGCUGAAAAAUCUAUACCGAUAUAUUUGCGCUCUUUAACGACCACCUUAGAUAUACGUUUAUUAUUGGCGCAAUUAAAUAUAAGUUAAGGUUGUUUCCUACCAAAAUCAACUUUGAUCAAUGCGGUGGCAAUCAGUAAGCGUUGCAAUUUGGCAACCUGGAUUUAACAGAGCAUAAAAGUUCAAAAGCUUUUAAAUGUUUUAUUACGAGUUGUGGGUUCUAGGCCCAGAUGUAAUUAGCCAUAUGUGAUAGGAAGAAGUUUUAUGGUGGGCGUUGUUGGUUUGAUGAUUUUAUUUUGACUCAUUUUCAGUCGAAUUUCACACGGUGAACCUUAUGCGUAAUUAACUAUUACCCUAUAUAGAUAUUUAAUAUUUAUAGUUUCCCUGCGAUUGGCCUCUUCAUUCGUCAGCAUUUUUAUGCUAAAUACAGUUGAAGAGGGACACUCAGCAUUUCUUCUUAAUUGCAAAAAAAAAAAACAAUUGUUUUAUCGACAUUUAAUUUUAACAAGAUCUCAGAUUGUGUAUAUUGGCUAAAUUGAUCUCUUACCUUUUAUUACAUAUUUAGUGAUUUGUUAUAAUUUUCUCUUACACUACAAAAAACAGACAAGAAGAUCAGCACCAGCCUUACACUUGUCCUGCAGAUAGGAAACGCCUGGACCGAGACCGGGUAAAUCACUUUCAUGAUCUUUAACUUUUUAUCAUUUUCAGACGUGUGUUAUAGGUUCUAGUCUUGUCUAUUCUUUUAAAGUUUGCAUGUACACUAAAUCUUACAAAGUUACAUACAAGCAUUCAUUCUUCACCCAGAUGAGAACGUUUUCUAUUCAGGACAAUAAGGAGACUUAUUUAAGUAGGAUUUCGGCAAUUUCAAGAAAGGCUUUCUUCGAAUUUCAAUAAUAUUACAAUGAUAGUAAUAAUAAUAAUAAUAAUAUUAAUAAUGAUAAUAAUGAUGAUGAAAAUAAUUAUUAUCAAGGUCUUUAUUCAUCCGUUCUUACAUACUUUAGACAAAGCAUUUUUAAACCUGUCGGGCAGUCCUCGUGAGAUCUGGUAAGGAUAUGAUCUACCUAUGUAAGGCUCAGAUAUAUAGGGGGAAGGAGAUCCUGAAGCGGAUGCCGCGAAGGAGAGCCACAAUACUGUUCCAUGUUUUUUCUAUUGCAUUUGCUGAAUCGAUAUGAUAUGUUGAAUGUUUAUCCAGAUCUAAAAGCUCUUUUCUGUUGCCUAUCAAAUUGGCUCAGGUAUUUUAUAUAUAUAUAUUUUUAGACACUGUUAAUUCCCUACAAAAAGAAAGGCACCAAGUUGUCAGGGCCAGCAGAGGUUCUUUUCGUCUGCAACAGUGGCAUUAAGACAAACGUUUUCGUGUAACACAAGGACUUGACGAUUCUGGAAUGUUCUUAUUCGAUUGUUCUUGAAUACUUCUUUCAAUUUUGUUUUGUGUUCUUACACUUUAGGAUGUAUUUCCUGACAAUGCAACAGGAAGGAAAGUUUUGUCUUUGUCGAUCAACUGCCCGAGUAAAGGUUGCUCUUGGACUGGUGAAUUGAGGAACAAACAGGUAAAAACAAAAAAUAUAUAUUCAAGGUACAGCGGAUUCAGUUUGUCUCAAGCACGCAUUUUAAGCCGGAAAUAUCACGGUCGGAACCCAGAUCGUUCCAUCCAACUGUAGGACUCACAAUUUCCCUCCACAAUAGCACACCUUAAGUGUACUAUUAUUAUUAUCUCUUUCAAUAGCAGAUGAUACAUUCAUUUGGGCGUCGUAAAUACAUGAGAAAGAAGUGUUUGUAAGUGUCUAUCAGGUUUUAGGCCCUGCGAAUAUUCAUUAACAAAAAACUGAAUUUUAGCUCAGUAAUUUUCCCAACUGGAGUGGAAACUAAGACCUGGAAAAAGCAAGGAGAAAAAGAUCACUUCUUCACUUUCAUUUCUCUACUUCUUCUUGUUUUAUUUAUUUAUUUAUUUGCUUUGUUUUGUUUAUUUAUUUAAUUCUUUUUACUUGAUAUUGUUUAAAACAGGCUCACCUGGAAGCUUGCCCGUUCAAAAUUGUUACUUGUACCAACGAACAUUGCCAUGUGACCGUGAAAAGAAAAGAGCUCGAACAACACGUAACAAACACGUGCGAAUGGAGGAUCAUAGAAUGUAAAUACUGUGAAGAACCACACCCAAAGAAGCACUCGCAGGUAAACGCAACUAAAAUGAACAGACCCCAUUUUCCACUUCGCGUAUUUUGCAAGAUGCCUCUUUAACCCUCCACAACAGAUUUUAACAGACGAGAUGAAUACCUCUUUCGUUUGAUCUUUGACUUGGAUGUGUGAGUGAAACUUUUCACUUGCCGACGAAGUGCCGUGGACGCCUAGACUACGAGUAGUCCCCCAUUUUUCCUCAGGGAUAGUAGGGCGAGCGAAACGCGAGCGCGCGUGAAAAUCACCCCACGCGAGAAAAGGCGACACGCGGCGGGGAGAGAGAAAAAUGAGGGACUACAGACAAAGCCCAAGCUUUUGACCCUUCACGGCCGACUGAUUCUGGAGUGUGAAGUUCGUAUCACGUUCUAAAUCAAUUAAGCGCAUCCAAUGGGAUUCCUUCUCUCAUUGAGCUGUCAUUGCCCUUGUCAUCGGUAAACUGCAGGGGAUAUUUAUUGCAAGUGAAAGAAAACCCAGACACAAUUUUUCUUCGCGGCUGUUUCGCGCGAAGAACUGAUGAAUGGCUGAAACGCCGAAAAAGUCAGUUGGAAGACCUUUAAAAAAGCCAAGUUGCAGUGACUUUUGUCGUGUUUGUGGCUGUAACUUCAAUACUUAUUACGGUGAUUUUAAACGAAGAGUUUCUACAGAGAAUCUCUUUGAGAUCCCUAAACGAGCGGGCGUUGAGAAAAGUCGCUUGGCUGACCUGUUGUGCGAACUUGGAAUUACAUGUGAGCAAUCAAGUUCUCUUUCUUCUCGUGUCUGUGCAAAAUGCGGCACCAAAAUAAGAAAUGCUAUCGGACUUUGUCGAUUUCUUCGGGGAAGUCUUCUCUUCCAACCCCCGAAAAGUGUUGUGGACGUUGAACAUUCGCCGAUUGCGAUCGAGCGUUUUAAACGAAUGGCACGGUCUCCUGUAAGUGAAGGUCUUGCUUCGUCGUCUUACGAUGGUGUAAGGACUGGCAAAGCACGCAGAUCAAUUGUUUAUGGCCCUUCUGAAGACGAAACAUCACUAGUACUCGAGAAAACGGAUCAACUGAAGGUUGUAAUCCCAACAAAGGAUGACACGAUUUCCCUACGAUCUGCCCCAGACGAGCUUACAGAAAAGAUCGUGAAAAACAUCUGCAAUCGCAACUGGAAACCAGUCGCCAAUGCGAUGUUCGCACAUACGGAGCUCAGGAACGAAUUGAUGUCGGCUCUCUCCAAAAAUUUAUCUCGUGAAAUGUCUGAUUAUUGCCACAGUGAAAGCAUGCUCAAGUACAGUACACCAAGUGAGUUGUCCGCGUUCUCUAAUAGAACUUUCGUGCACGAAGUUAAAGUAUUUUGCCCUUUAUGGUACUCGUGUAUUAUUGGAGCUGCAAACGUUGGCGAUGACAUCGAGGAAAGUAUAAAUCCCAUGGCUUUAGCGACUGCUUCAAUCGCACGCCAUCGAAACAGCCGUAUGUCUGCAUUCGCAAAGCGAAUUUCCACCGUUUUGGUUCAUACUGGAGCAAAAGCAGAUGACUUCACUCGAUUGAAUAGGCUUGGCAUCUGCUCUUCUCACAAGCAGGUAAUCCGUGAUCAGGUUGAAAUGGGCAGUCAGCAUGAUGUGAAAGUAUUGAUGUGGAAACGUGCCAUUGAGGAGAGAAAGGGAACUUUGCUGUUAAUCGAAGAAAUACAAAGCCAGGCUGCAAGUAUGGACGCGCCAGUCGAUGUGUCCCAAGCUGCGCUAGAGGGCAAGUAUUUUUAUUCUGAAUUGUCAUUCAACAAGCUGAGUGGCCUUCUUCACAGAGAAGAUGGAGAAAAUUGCCUUGCCAGUGCUGAGGAGUUAGCGAGCGCAAAACAGGAAUUGCUGAAGGAAGAGCAAGUGUCUUACAGGUACACUUUCUAGCAACAACUUGAACAUCAUUUUAAUUUUAUCCUGAGUAAAAGAAAUCACGAACUACAUUGAUUAAGGUUACAUCGCAAGGGUCAACUCAUUUGUUCCAAUUAUUGUUAUUUACAAGUUGUUUAUUUAAACUUCCAAAAAUAUAUAGAUAAUGGGACUGACUCCCAUUUCUUCCACUCUUCGGUUUUGAAUAAAUAAUUUUAUUCACUCACUCUGUUAUCAUAAAAAGGCCUUUCACAAAUAACUGUAAAUAACUUUAUUUUUGUAUUGUUUAAAAUUAUUACAUUAUUCGGGCAUUGGCAAUUUUUUUGGUUACAAUAACUUUAUCUUUAGACAUCUAUAUUAUUAUGGUGGUUGAAGUUAUCUGGAAACAGCCUAAUUUGUUGCAGGUUUCAAAUGUUUAUUCUUCCUACUGAAGACAGGUUUUUUCUUUUUUUUAGAAUUGUAGCUGACAACUUGGAUUUCAGCCUCUCUGCCAGGAUCCAAACCAGCAAACUGAGAAACCAGUCAAUUCAUUGGACUCAUCACCUUGCUAUCCGUGAUAGGGUCGUAACCCCUUGCAGGGACCAUGCUGCAGCGACAGGUCAAAGAAAGCUCAUGGACCUGGAGUUAUCCGAGUUGCUACCUAGCGAAGACAGUAACUUUACUGUUGAAAGUGACUUCAUCACUCUGGUGUCAAGGAUAUUAGUAAAGUACCUACCUGCUUUCAGUUUUUUAAAGGACGUUGUGGUCCACCAUAUUCCUCAUCAAUACAGUCAGGAGAUGGCACAAAAAUCUGAGGUGGUAAGUACAGUUAUUUAUGUGAUCUCAAGUUUGUUAGGGGUGAAAUAUCUUGCACAUGUGUGGUCACCCAUUUCUCAGGAUUGACUUUUGUGAAAUGGCAGUAGAUUUUACUUUUGAAUUAGAAAUUUCCUGCUACAAUAGAAUACAGAUGUUGACAGAUUGCCAUGGAAGAGCCAAUCAGAGUUUUGCGUUGUGAGAGCAACGCAUUAGUUCAAAAGCUUGGGCUUUGUCUGUAGUCCCUCAUUUUUCUCUCUCCCCGCCGCGUGUUGCCUUUUCUCGCGUGGGGUGAUUUUCACGNACAUGCCACACAAACAAACACAUCAGACACAAAAACAUGUUAGCGCACCCCCCUUUUUAUAAAAAUCUUAUUGGUGGUAUUUUUUUGAGGUGUUUUUUGCGAACGCCCUGAAAAAGGGUGUGUUUUGGGGUGGGGGGGGGGGGGGGGGGGGGGGGGGGGGGGGGGGAAGGAAACUGAGUGUAUUAUGCGGAAUUGAAAAAUAGAGAAUCGGGUGGUGAAGUUCUGAAAAAUUUCUCUCGGUUUAAUUUUACACUGCCUGAAAAAAACUUGUGAUGGUUUUCAGUUUAAGUGCAAAUUAAAAUAUAUUUGUGUUUUGCAGGUUCACCUGGAAAUUUGCAGCAAGAUUCCACUUUCUUGUCCUAACAGAUGUCGGAAAUUAAUUCCUAGAGAAAUGGUACAUGCACUUCAUUUCAGUUUAAGUGACGUCAUUGAUGGUAGAGUAGUGGUAUAUAUCGCAGGCAUGGCUACUGUCUGGGUACCAGCGAGUAAGGUUCUUAGCAAUGUCUUUGUUUGUUUUCAAAAGUUAAAAGCGAUCUCCCUUAUAAAUAGACAACAAAAAGUCUAAAACGUCUCAGCUAAUAAAUAAAUAAAUGAAUAAUACCUAAAUAUAUAAGUAAAUAAUAACACAAAUUAUACGCGAUGAUCGCAUGAGCUAUACGAUAUGGUGUCAGGACGUAGUCCUUGAUAGGUUGUGAUUAACCAAAGCGGCUGAAAUAGAGGCUUGAGCGGGAUUAGGAUCCCAAACUUUAAAACACUUUUCUUCAGAAGUCAUCCUUGGAGAUCCAGGGGCAAUCUGUCUGAUCAAAAGAACCGGCGCGACGAGAAUUUUCAAGCACGGGAGGAAGAGCCCUUUCCACCCGUGCUUGGAAACGUUUCCUCUUGACCCGACUGACUCAGUGUUCCUGGAUCUCCGCGGAUGAUCUGACCUUUGCUUAGCAUUGGAUCUGUUUAUUAAGUCAGUUUGCUUAUUUAAUUUUAUUAUUUUCUUUUAGAUUCCAAACCACAUUGAUAACGACUGUCCUUUGUCUUUAGUCUCCUGUCCUUAUGCUCAAAUGGGAUGCACUGAAAAGGUUUGUUCUUGAUCAUUAACGUUUUAAAAUUUAUUGUGAAAGCUAGUUUACAGGCACUCCACUAAAAAAAAUAAUUCGUUACAAAUAAUAAUCCAAAUAUAACAUAACAAGGAAAAAAAAAAACACAACAGGCUGGACACGACCAACUGGCGAAGAACGACCGAGAAUAAAUCCAGCUACAGCUGUAGUGGCCAUAGAAAGACUUAAAGACACUUACUAGACUAACAUAAACUUUUAUAUUUAUUGGACUUCAAAAUCUAUACGCUGUUUUCUGAGGUAAUCUGUCUUCUUUCUACAGUUUCAGCGCAAAAACGUGGAUCCUCAUCUGCAAUCGUACACCCGAGAACAUCUUGACUUAGCCUGUGUUAAACUUAACAGCACACAGGUUCAGUUGGAUGAACAACGAGUUCAGUUGGAUGAGACACGAGCUAAACUAAACGGUUUAACCCAGGAUCAGUUAACGAUCAUAAAAGAAUCUCAAGAAACAAAAAUAAAAUUUGAGGAGAAAUUAGAGGCACUUCAAGAGCAGAUAUAUAUGCUCGGGAAAAUAACUAGAAAUAGUGGCAAUACACAAUUUGAUUGGAAAAUCACAUCCUUUUUGAGUGAAUUUAUGAAUCGGGAAGAGCGUAAAACGAUAGAAAGCGAUCCAUUCUACACUGCCCUUUUUGGAUACAAAUUAAAAGUGUUUGUCGAUCUUAACUACCGCCGCGGACUGUAUACGAAUGACCCAGAACUCUGGAUCGGUAUCAGUUUAAUGGAAGGUGAAUAUGAUGACAUAUUACCCUGGCCUUUCACGUUGACAACAACGUUCAAAGCGCUUGGAGGAAACAGUUGUGUUCCUGACAAACCGAUGACCAUUGUACGACAAUUGAGCCCAACUAAAAAAAAUUUAAGUUUACCACUAUUCUCAAAGAGACCAAGAGGAGGUUCGACAGCUGAUGGCUGGGUAGAGAGUUUCCUAGACUCAUUUCAUCUUGUAGAUGGGGUCUGCAUUAUAAAUGACACUCUGUCUCUUCAA